UUUGUUAUUGUAUAGCAUGUGUUUUGAAAAUUUGCAAACUAUCGAAAUUAAAUUGUUUAUAGUUUAUAAAAUUCAUUUAAAAUGACUAAAAAGAAAUACAAUUGGAAAGCCAGACAGGUUCUUACGACUGUUGUGGAUGAUUCUUCAACAAAACAGAUAAAAGUAGAUCUAGAGCUCAAGGGCAAUUAUGACCAAAGUAAUUUAUUGGUAUUACCAUCUGAAAAGAGAAAGACCAAAACCAAGGAUGACAAAACUAAAACUGUAAGAAUUUUGUCGAAGAAGCAUAGGAAGCAGCUGGAAAAAAUUGUGGAAAGAAAGAAGAAAAAGGAAAAUAGGACAAGUUUACUCGAAUCCUUACAAAAAGUCCAAGCCUCCACUGAAGAACUUUCCCAGCUAACCUCUAUAGCCUCAGUUCAAACCAAAGGCUUAAAGAGAUAUUUUCAAGAAGAAUCAAAUCCUGAAAAAGUGAAAAUUAAGAAAGAUUUACCUAGUGUAGAGAAAAAAAUAAAUGCAAUUAAAGGAGCAAAGAGAAGGAAAUUAUUACAGGGUACUAGUGUGCCUGAUAAAAAGGUUAGAAGUAAUGAUCCUAAUAUAGUUGGUUUUGAGAGUGAUGUAAGUGAUGAGGAUACUAGUGAGGAAGAGCAAGAGGAAGAUGUUCAGAAUGCUGACGUUCAGUUAAAUGCUGAGCCACCACAGGAAGAAGUACCAGAGGAAGAGAAUAAAGAGCAAAAAGAGGUAAUUUUAAAUGAAGAAAAACCUGAGAUAAUUGAAAUUAAAGAUGAAGUGGUUAAACUUGAAAAAAGACCGGCAGUUUAUGUGGAUGUUAUUAGAAAUGAAGAAAUACAAGCGGCCAGAAUGAAACUGCCUAUUUUAGCAGAGGAACAACAAAUCAUGGAAGUCAUUAAUGAAAAUUCCAUUAUUAUCAUUGCCGGUGAAACUGGUAGUGGUAAGACAACACAAGUACCGCAGUUCCUGUAUGAAGCAGGGUAUGCUCUUAAACAGCAAAUUGGUGUCACCGAACCCAGGAGGGUGGCCGCCAUAUCGAUGUCCAAAAGAGUCGCAGAAGAAAUGAAUUUAAGUACAAGAGAGGUGUCAUAUCUAAUAAGAUUUGAAGGGAACGUGACGGAAGAUACUAAAAUUAAAUUUAUGACUGAUGGGGUGCUAAUGAAAGAGAUGCAAAGUGACUUUUUGCUUACCAAAUAUUCUGUUAUUAUUUUAGAUGAGGCACAUGAAAGGUCAGUUUACACAGACCUACUAAUAGGCUUCCUUUCCCGAAUAGUACCUUUAAGACACAAAAAGGGUAAUCCACUGAAACUGAUUAUAAUGUCGGCCACAUUACGACUGGCGGAUUUUACAGAAAACAAGCGACUAUUUAAAAUAACGCCUCCAGUUUUAAAAGUGGAUGCCAGACAGUUUCCUGUGACGGUCCAUUUUAACAAACGUACAAACGAGAACUAUUUGAAAGAGGCAUACAGUAAAGCCGUUAAAAUCCACACAAAACUUCCAGAAGGUGGAAUUUUAAUUUUCGUAACUGGCCAACAAGAAGUAAACUACUUGGUAAAAAAAUUAAGAAAAGCAUUUCCGCUAAAGCACAAAGAUAAAAUGCUGGAAAAGGAGCGUGAUAUGAAAACCGACGGUGCCAACGAAAGUGGUGCGGAAAGUGACGCAUCUUUCGAUGAAAGAGCGAAAAAAAUGACGCGACGCAAAAAAAGCAAGCUGAUAAUCGUACCGGAAAUUAAUUUGGACGAUUAUAGCCUUCCUAACGAUACGGAAACAACCUCGGAUCAAGAGGAGGAAGAUGAUCUGUCAGAAGACGAACUGGAAGAUGUCACAACUUUCCAAUAUGCCCAACCCCUGUGGACUUUACCGUUAUAUUCCAUGUUGCCAUCGCAUAAACAACAAAAAGUAUUCCAACCACAACCAAAUGGAUGUAGGUUAUGCAUAGUCAGUACAAAUGUCGCAGAAACAUCACUUACGAUACCCAAUGUUAAAUAUGUGGUGGACAGUGGCAAAACAAAGGUAAAACUUUAUGAUAAAGUGACCGGCUUGACUAGUCACAUGGUACAUUGGACUAGUAAAGCGUCAGCAGAUCAAAGGGCUGGAAGAGCAGGGCGUACUGGACCAGGACACUGCUAUAGAUUAUAUUCCAGUGCAGUUUUCAACGACGUCUUCCAAGAAUUCAGCGUCCCAGAGAUUCAACAAAAGCCCGUAGACGACCUCUAUUUACAAAUGAAAUGUAUGAGCAUCGGCAAAAUCGUGAAUUUUCCAUUUCCUACUGCCCCCGACUUAUUACAAUUAAAAACGGCCGAGCAACGACUUGAAGUUUUAGGAGCACUAAAUAAAGGCCAAGUUACAUCAUUAGGGCAGGCCAUAUCCAAAUUUCCAGUGUUGCCUCGUUACGGUAAAAUGUUGGCCUUGAGCCAUCAGUACGACCUUUUACCUUAUACGAUUUGCUUGGUAGCUGCUCUUAGCGUACAAGAAGUACUACUCGAGACUCCUAUUUUGGCUGCAUCGGCCGAAGACCAAAAAGCCGUGAGGCAAAAAUGGGCGUUACUUAGACGACAGUGGGCCGGCACCGGUAAUUCACUCCUUCUGGGUGACAAUAGUGUUUUACUAAAAGCAGUAGGCGCGGCCGAAUAUGCUAAUAGUCAGGGUAAACUGCAAGAAUUUUGUGAUCAAAACGGACUUAGGCACAAGGCUGUGAUAGAAAUUAGAAAACUAAGGCUCCAAUUAAGUUCCGAAAUAAAGAAAAACAUACCCGAGGUGGACGUUGUCGUCGACCCAAAAAUGAAACCGCCAACGGAUCUUCAAUGUAAACUUUUACGACAAGUAUUAUUAUCGGGAAUGGGUGAUCAGCUGGCGCGAAAAGUGGCCCUGCACGAGGUUAAAGAGGGCGAAGAUAAGGCAAAAUUCAAAUACGCCUACAGGGCGAACAACAUGGAGGAACCGGUGUUUUUACAUCACAGUUCGGUACUCAAACAGACUUUACCCGAAUUUGUUGUUUAUCAAGAAAUUUAUGAAACCAACAAGAUUUACAUGCGAGGGGUGACAGCAAUUGAUCCUGAAUGGCUACCAGUAUACGUGCCAAGUCUUUGCAACUUAUCGGAACCCCUGUCUGAACCGCCCCCUUAUUAUAAUGAUGAAACAGGUAACGUUUACUGUACAAUGCAAGGAACAAUAGGCACCCAGGCUUGGUCUUUGCCUCCUAUAAAAAUGCCUUAUCCAGAGGGGCUAGACAAUAUCAAAUGGUUUGCCAAGUUCUUCCUGGAGGGAAAACCCUUUAAGAAACUAGAAAAAUACUCCAAUAUUUUACUGAGCCGACCUAAUGUCAUGGUGAAGAGCUGGGCAAGAUUACAACCAAGAACUGAGGCCUUAUUGAAAGCUUUAUUAAAACAUCGGAUUAACAGCAAAGAAUCGUUGCAAGUUAUAUGGAAAACUGAACCUAAAUAUUUAUUACAAGAAUAUUUAAAUUGGUUGCCGCAGUCUGCCCAUACCGAAGUGUCCCUACUUUGGCCCCCGUGUUAAGCAAACAAAAUCUUAACAUUCUUUGUAAAUUUGUACAAACUUAAUUUUAAAUAAAUGAUAUUAAUUAGA
Molecule: messenger RNA, 3594 nt
Organism: Anthonomus grandis grandis
Lineage: Eukaryota; Metazoa; Arthropoda; Insecta; Coleoptera; Curculionidae
Gene: kz
Product: probable ATP-dependent RNA helicase kurz
Exons: 17
Coding region: 82-3525 (1147 amino acids)
Biological process (GO): maturation of SSU-rRNA from tricistronic rRNA transcript (SSU-rRNA, 5.8S rRNA, LSU-rRNA)
Cellular component (GO): intracellular anatomical structure; nucleolus
Molecular function (GO): ATP binding; RNA binding
Source: RefSeq, a predicted model, not a curated record